AUGGUCAAUGUGCACAAGGGAGUGCUUGUUAAGUGUGAUCCUGCAAUGAAGCAGUUUUUGCUCCACCUGGCAGAAAAUUUGAUUUUGGGUAAAAAUUUCGUCCACACGGAUUUGGAUGAUCAUCAUUUGUUCAUUGAUCCGGAUAUUUUGGGCAAACUGCAAGAGCGUGUUGACCAACUGAUGGAAAGUCUUUCGUUCCCUAUGACAAUCGAAGCGGAUUGA
Molecule: messenger RNA, 222 nt
Organism: Echinostoma caproni
Lineage: Eukaryota; Metazoa; Platyhelminthes; Trematoda; Plagiorchiida; Echinostomatidae
Source: the annotation of a GenBank genome assembly